UGUUGCCAAUAUGAAAGUUUGACAACUGACGUUAACGAAAGCAUUAUGACAGGUUAGUUAGUGUUUGUGUUGGAAAAUCGAUUUAUUUAACAAUAAUGGGUACGGAAAUUUUAAAAUCGUUUGGCACCCUUCAAUCUGAAUUGGAACAAGCCAAAAAUAGUUUAAAGGGCGUCGACGAGAACAUAAAACGGCUAAUAGGAAGAGACCCUUCAGAGUUGCCCCCAAGGGCUAACUUGAAACGAGGGCCACAAAAUGAUGACAGAAACCGGCAAAGAGUUGGCCGGAAUCGUAAUUUUAACCACGAAAACGACGAACCGCCCACGAAAAGAAGAACUAGUGGAAUUUCUGUGUUUAAACGUCUGUCUGAGAGACCUGUUCACUACGAAGAGGAUUUACAUCAACAGCCUCAAAAGCAAAUGAUCAGUAAAGUUAUAGUGACCCCAAAGGAGUUGCCGAGUCGGCAAGAGGCGUUAGCAGCGCAAAGUAAGGAUGAAAAGUCCAAAGAGAGGAACAGGAGGAUGUUUGGGGCUUUAUUGGGUACUCUACAGAAGUUCCAACAAGAGGAAACUAAACUUAAACAAAAGGAGGAAAAAAGGGCUCAACUUGAGAAAAAAAUUGAAGAACAUGAGAUAAAAGAAAAAGAAGAAAUUAAAAAAGAAAGACAAGAAUUAUUCUACAACAGAAAGAAAAAACAAGCAGAAAUAAAAAUGAUUGAGUUGAAAAUGAUGCGGAUGAAGGAAUACGCAGCGUGGGAGGAAAGACAGAAACCAAGAAUGAAUUUUAUUCAAACAAAAGCAAAACCACACAUUCAUUAUUUACCCAGAAAAAUGAAUGAUGCUAGCAAAGCGUUGUUAGAUGGUUGUAAAACAGAUAUUGAAAAAAUGAUUGACAAGAAGAGACAAGAGGUGUUUGAUGAGCUUCAACACAUAGAGGAAAGAAUGAAGAAAAAUUUUGAGUUGAGGAAGUCUAAAGAAGCAAAAGAGGAGCCUCAGGAUGAACACGAGAAAACUGAAGAGAAUGGCGAUUUAGAAACUUCAACAGAAGAGAAACCUGAGAAUGUUGAACAAGAGGAAGCGCAUGAGAACCCAACUGAGGAAAAAAUUUCACUUCCUGAUCAGCUGGAAAGUAAUGGAACUGAAGCAAUUGAAGGAAAGAAUGACGAGUUGAGUACGCAGGAAGAAAAUUGGGAUGGUGAAAGAAUCCCAGAAAACAAGGAGCCCGAAAAAAGUGCAGCACAGGAGGAGCAAAUGCAAGUGGAUAAUGAUGAAAGUCUUUGAUUGUAAAUUUUUAUUAAAUAUAGAAAUAAGUUUGUAUAAUGUAUAAAUAAGUGUAUCAAGUUUGUUAUUGACUGGCUGAAAAUAAAACUCUUAAAAA
Molecule: messenger RNA, 1374 nt
Organism: Tribolium madens (black flour beetle)
Lineage: Eukaryota; Metazoa; Arthropoda; Insecta; Coleoptera; Tenebrionidae
Gene: Pnn
Product: pinin
Exons: 3
Coding region: 96-1277 (393 amino acids)
Cellular component (GO): catalytic step 2 spliceosome
Source: RefSeq, a predicted model, not a curated record